Molecule: messenger RNA, 5274 nt
Organism: Anopheles darlingi
Lineage: Eukaryota; Metazoa; Arthropoda; Insecta; Diptera; Culicidae
Product: RNA-binding protein 45
Exons: 6
Coding region: 499-2112 (537 amino acids)
Molecular function (GO): RNA binding
Source: RefSeq, a predicted model, not a curated record
UUAUCUUUGCCUGACUAAAUUCGUACGACGAACAUGUUGAAUCCGGUGUAUCAGGGCCUUAAGCGCUAAGCCAUCUCGCUCUCACACAUCGCAACGAAGGGCGACCGAGCGAGAAAGCAUUAUUCUGAGCUGUCAAACAGCAGGCGAUGCUGUUGUAAACGGAUUUUUUAUGCAAACGCGAGCUCGGAAUUUGCAAGCCAAUUUUUUUCGUCGUCCUCGAUCCGUGUCCGUUUUCUUUUUUUCGUGUCCUUGACCAUCUCCUAUUCGUGCGUGCGUGUCCCUGUUUGUGCAUGUGUGAGUGUGUGGACUGUGUGCGGUCUCAAUCGUGAAAACCCCUUUCGAUAGUGCGCGGGGUAGGGGUAGUCUAGCGCUUUCCGAUUUUCGUCCUCGGCAACAGCAGCCUCCGAGAAGUUUUGUGCUUCUGGGCGGAACGGGAGAGGAACCGUUGGCGCGACGAGGAAAAGUGCGAGUUUGGUGCUACGUAAACAGCAGGAAAACAUGGCUGACCGACGGUCGGGCGGCUCGAGCCGCAAUCACUUCACGGACGAGAAGAGCCCCGCCGACAUUCCACCCAUGUCGCGGUUGUUUAUCAUUUGCAGCAAGAGCGUGACGGAGGAUAAUCUGCGGGAACACUUUGAGAAGUUUGGCGACAUCGAGGAGAUCUGGAUCGUGAAGGACCGGUCGACGGGUGAAGGCAAAGGUGUUGCCUACAUUAAGUACGCCAAGACGUCGGACGCGGCACGAGCACUCGAGGAAAUGAAUGGCAAAUGCGUCGGGGAUAAUAAUACGCGACCGAUCAAGGUGCUGGUCGCGGCCAACCGGCAACAAGGAUCACGCAAACAGACCGAGAACGAGGAGGAAAAGUAUCUCCGCCUGUUCGUGAUCAUCCCGAAAGAUAUGACGGAGGAGGCGCUCCGGGAGGAGUUCGGCAAGUACGGGACAGUCGAUCUGGUUACCAUCAUCCGCGAUAAGGUGACGAAGGAGGGCAAAGGCUUCGCAUACGUCAAGUUUGGCCGCUUCCUGCACGCCGCCCUGGCCUUCGAAGGCUGUGACGCGAAGUAUAAGGCGGUGUUUGCGGAACCGAAGCCACCGCGUAACUCAUCUGUCUCGUCGAACGAGAACUUUGGCGGUGGUGGAGGUGGCGGGGGUGGCAGUGCCGGAGGAUUCGCGGGAGGCGGCGCGUUCGGUGGUGCAGGUAGCGGAGGCGCUGGUGCCAAUAGUGCCAGCAACGGAAGCUUCGUGGAUGAUCGCCGAGCGGCCGCUUCAUCGGCCGGUGCUGGUGCGAUGAUGGGCUUUGCAGCGAUGGGUGCCGGCGAUGGUCGACGAGCGUUGUCUGGGGUGGCGGGUGUAACGUCCGAUCGUCGCGGUGGAGCAACCGAAUUCGGCGCCUUCAGUGGCUACGGUGCACCAAACAAUGCGCUGGCGGCGAAUGUGAACGAAACGACGCUAACUGUGCUGUGCAGUCCGGUACUGAACCAAGAUCAAUUGUGGCGUCUCUUCGAUAUCAUUCCCGGGCUCGACUAUUGCCAGAUUAACAAUGAUUUCAAUAAUCGUAACGUGACGGCGACGGUUGUAUACAACAAUGGACAAUCGGCGAUGUAUGCACGCGAUAAGAUCCACGGGCUCGAAUAUCCUCCCGGGGAGCGGUUAAUCAUUCGGUUAGGACACGAAACGGUCGGUAAUAUGGGAGGUGGUAUCGGUGGCGUCGCCGCUAAUGCCAUUGGUGGAGCUGCGCUGGACCCUUUCAACAAUGGAGCAAGUGAUCGUGAGGCAGCGUUCUGCAGUGUUCCAUUGCCACCACCGCUGCCGAUGGCGAACGCGAAUGCUGAGGUGGCCCAGCGCUGCUUCAUCGUCUGCAUUCCCAAAGCCCUACCGACGAGCGUGCUGAAGCAAACGUUCUGCCGGUUCGGUGAUCUGAUCGAUGUGUACCUGCUGCCGAACAAAAACUGUGGCUACGCCAAGUAUGCCUCCGAGGAGUCGGCCAAGAAAGCGAUCAAGCAGCUGAACGGUGCCGAAAUUCUGAACAUUCGGUUGAAGGUGCUCGAAGCCGAUGAUCUGACCAACGAUCGACGGAAAAGAAUGCGACACGAUGAGCGAUGUGAAAACGAGUAAACCCCGCCACUUUUGUGUGUGCGGGUAGUGUGUAUGUGUGUGUAUGUUGGUGUCAGGACGAUCUGCGACGAACCCUGCUACCGAAUUCAUAAAAAAAAACUUAUAACAUGCAAGAGACGAACGCAAUGAACGAUAAAAGAUAGCGAAAACACGAAACGGUAACAGUACAGAGAACGUUUGAGAACGUGACUAUCUCUAUCGCGCCUAUCUAUAUCGACUAUCGUACCGAAUAGAGAACGAUUACGAACCAACCAACCAACCAACUUACCAUCCAACAAAUCGAACAAAGUCACUGUUUUCCAUCUGAAGAACGAAGUACUACUAUGCAGAAUAUUGAAACUACACUACUAUUAUUACCACAACUACUAUUACCAUUACUAUUACUACUAGCACAUGAACCUACCAGCUUCUCGCAAAAAAGAACAAAACAACGGAACGAAACAAACGAAGAAAAGCAGAUACUUCAAGAAGUUGAGUCACACGUGCCGGUGACGCCGGCAAAACGAAGCGAAACGAUAGAGAACCAAGAACCAAGACGACAGUGCAGUGGCGCCCAAAACACGAAAACACACACAACUAGCAGGACAGAAGGACGUGGUGCACUACGCCACGAAUCGUUCAAUCUCCUGUCUGUCCUCAUGCAUCUGCUGUCACUGCUGUUUCUAUCACUCGUUUCCCACCUCUAUCUCUCUCUCUCUCUCUCUGUCUAUCUCUUCCUGUAUCUCCCGAUCACAUCUCCUUCCACUGGACGGAUUGACCUGGACAGUUGUGUCGUACAUAUUUCACUCCCUUCGGACCGUACCACCUCCUUUACCGUACGAACCUUCUUCCCGAACGCUGGACAGUCUGGACUGGAUGAGAAGUAUGUGAAUGUUGGACAGCACACGAAAAGGACACCAGAAAAUGGACGAACAGAGACGAGCCGAGGCAACGUGAGGAACACUAUGUGUACUGCUAUCAGCUAGCGUUUACCGUUAUCAAUGCUUACACCUGCCACCACCAAUACCAACUACUUUCACUGAACCAUUUGUGCUUUCCACAUCACUUUUUCGCGCCAUUUUCGCGCUUCGUUGGUUUAUCCUCUAUCUCGAACGCUGGACACCGCGUGCCGACACCCCCUAGAUGGCAAUGGGUGGAUGCGCAAUACGGUGUGUGAAUACUAAUGGAAUCGAGCCGAAUAAGUUGGGGGCAUAGCGGCACUUGAGCUAUCGUGCGUGUGUGUGUGAGUGUUUAGUAUAGUCUGCAUUACUGUCGCACAUACCACGGACUACGCACUAGUGGACUGACUAAACGAACGGUAUCAAAGGCGCAUCGAAAAGAAGGAACAUCUCCGAACAUCACACGCACUUGCAGACGGAGACCUACAAACCGAGCGAAGACCACUAGCGAAGAAGAAGAAGAGGAAAAACAUUUUACAUUUUCACGAGGACGUACGAGAGGAUAAACGAGAAGAUAUCCCAUCCCGGAACAAACGCCCCACACCACAAAGACCUGAAGACAUGAUGAGCGUGAAAUAACAGAAUGGAAAACAACGAAGAAAGCGGACCAGGACGAGCGCGAAGCGAUCGUCGGGGGUUUGGACCAGAGAUGAGGUACAUCAUUACCCGAGACAUGAGCAGCCCCCUCGAUCCCGCUUCAUCUAACCAUACGAAGCAGGCGACUACGAAGACACAAACACACACACAUACACACAAAUACACAUACACAUGCUUACGCCACAAAACCAUAGGAAGAACACGAACCGUACGUGACCGCAGAAUAGUAGUGGAAUGGUUCAUAGGGACGAUGUGGCGAACGACGUAAAGAAGAGGGUUCCCGUACGUUUUGAUCUUUUAUGUUAUGCCCCCGCAUCCACACUUCCGUAUUCACUACAGUGCAUGUGAUCGUCACUCGGCUGUACCUAGAACAGAUAGAUUGGCGUGUUAUGGUGUACUCCUGUCCGAGAUGGUCGAAUGGUCUAUAGAUUUUCAUUUUAGGAUCGCAGUCCAACGACCUUCCGAAUGAAGUGAAUUGUUGUAAAAACUUUCGAUUGAGCUGUACAGCACACGACCAAGCUUGACAGAAUUCUGAAUGUAUUUUCUAUGUUUAGUUUCGUAAAGAUCUGUCCCUACUACUGUCCUCUGUCAUGUGUAAUCAACUAUUCACGCCCCCAUUGCUUUGCUAAUUCCCGACAGGAUCCGUCCUAUCAAGAGAUGAGCUGUGCGCAGCGAAGAAGGAUUAAAUUUUACCCUUGAGAUUUCCUCUAACUGUAGUGUUGUAGUAUGUAAGCUUAGGAUAUAGUAUCACAUUAGACGUCUAGCGGGAGGUCUCUUUAGCCAUUGCCGAUAUUGACAAAAUUAGUUUUAAACGAGUGUCAAGAAGCACUCGCAUUCGACUGCAAACGAAAACGCACAAUUUGGACCAUCGUGAUUCACCCAACGGGUACAUCGUCAUCCAUGUGCAUCUAUUGUGCAACGGUGUACCGCUUUCAGUGUAUCUAAAACAAAGCACCCUUAGCUUCUUUAAUUGUAAUGCUUGACCACCUGGACGACUGUACCGGUGCACCGCCGUUCCUCCGUUUGUUACCCAGCGGUGCCACUCACGACGAUUAGGCUUUAAUCAAUUCUCGCGUUACAUCAAUCACUCUCAUAUGGCCUCGUUUUUAAGAAUGACAAACGAAAGCGGACACGUGUCGUCGGUACUACCCACGUCGCAGUAUUGUCGGCGCUAGGGGACUACUUUUACACUCUAUUUUUGCUAACCCUAAGUAAGCUGUGUUGUUAGCUUGUAAGUAGUAAGCGUUGGGCUGGCGCGGCUCUCUAGACUCUGUUGGCACACACCUGCGCUGCACCGCGAAACGAAGCAUUCAUCCCGAAUGGACGGGGACCGAAAGGGCGCGAAACUCCGCGGAUGCUGUUUGGUUGCUGGUUUCCUAUUGUAUGUUUCCCAUUUUUGUCUUUUUGCUUGCCCUACCAAACAACACAUCAGCAGCAGCAAUCACAUCAGAUCACUUCGUUUUUAAGCUCUCAUAUGUUUUUGUUUUUUUAUUCAUCUGAACGAGUGUGAAUAUUAUGCGGGAUGCUGUGGAUAGCUUUGCUUGAAACUCGCUUGGAACCAGAGACCAUCCAAGUGCGCCUCGAAUAUGAAAAUAAAUGAAAAUGCCAAUAUUUACUCAUUCAAAAA